Molecule: messenger RNA, 1296 nt
Organism: Emys orbicularis (European pond turtle)
Lineage: Eukaryota; Metazoa; Chordata; Testudines; Emydidae
Gene: NMUR1
Product: neuromedin U receptor 1
Exons: 2
Coding region: 1-1296 (431 amino acids)
Biological process (GO): neuropeptide signaling pathway
Cellular component (GO): plasma membrane
Molecular function (GO): neuromedin U receptor activity
Source: RefSeq, a predicted model, not a curated record
AUGUAUCCCUCCGCCAACUGCUCCAGCCUGCCCCACAGAGACCUCCCCGCGCUGCUGGACUACCAGGAUCUGUGCAACCGAAGCCAGCAGGACACUGCCUUUAGCCACGUCGACCCCAAGGACUUGAACCUGACGGUGGAGCAGCUGCAGGACAAAUACCUGGGCCCCCGGAGAUCCAGCUUCUUCAUCCCAGUCUGCGCCACCUACCUGCUGAUCUUCAUGGUGGGGGCCAUCGGCAACACGCUGACCUGCCUGGUCAUCGUGCGCCACCGGUUCAUGAGGACGCCCACGAACUAUUACCUGUUCAGCCUGGCCGUCUCCGACCUGCUGGUGCUGCUGCUGGGCAUGCCUCUGGAGCUCUACGAGAUGUGGAGCAACUACCCCUUCCUCCUGGGCGCCGGGGGCUGCUACUUCAAGACGUUGCUCUUUGAGGCAGUCUGCUUCGCCUCCAUCCUCAACGUGACGGCACUGAGCGUGGAGCGCUACAUCGCUGUGGUCCACCCGCUCAGGGCCAAGUACGUGGUGACCAGGAAGCACGCCAAGCGGGUCAUUGUCACGGUCUGGGUGUUGUCCGUGCUCUGCUCCAUCCCCAACACCAGCCUGCAUGGUAUCCAGCCCCUCUAUGUGCCGGGCAGGGGGGUGGUGCCGGACUCGGCCAUCUGCACCCUGGUGAAACCCCGCCUGAUUUACAACCUCAUCAUCCAGAUCACCACCAUCCUCUUCUUCUUCCUGCCCAUGGGCACCAUCAGCAUCCUUUAUCUGCUCAUCGGGCUGCAGCUGAAGAAGGAGAAGAUGCUGCAAGCCCUGGAGGCCAAAUCGGGCGGGGACUGCGACUACCACAACAUCCGCGUCCAGCAGCAGAAGAUCAGGAGGAGGCAGGUGACUAAGAUGCUGUUCGUGCUGGUUGUCGUAUUCGGGAUCUGCUGGGCCCCCUUCCACACAGACCGGCUCGUCUGGAGCUUCGUCUCCCACUGGACGGGCCAGAUGCUGCACAUGUUCCAGUACGUCCACAUCCUCUCCGGGGUCUUCUUCUACCUGAGUUCAGCCGCCAACCCCAUCCUCUACAACCUGAUGUCCACACGCUUCCGGGAGAUGUUCAAGGAGGUGAUGUGCCACAGGCGCCUGAGGCGGCUGGGCUCCAGGAAGUACUCGCCCAGCGUCACCCGGGUCACCACCCGCAGCACGGUGUGCGAGCACCUGCCUGCUGGCAACGGGCUGCCCCUGUCCAACGUGGAGGAGGAGGAGAUGGGCAUGGAGGGGGAGGACGCCCUUAAGCAUGAGACGUCCUUCCCCUGA